Molecule: messenger RNA, 1495 nt
Organism: Lolium rigidum
Lineage: Eukaryota; Viridiplantae; Streptophyta; Magnoliopsida; Poales; Poaceae
Product: alanine aminotransferase 2-like
Exons: 15
Coding region: 11-1495 (494 amino acids)
Biological process (GO): biosynthetic process
Molecular function (GO): pyridoxal phosphate binding; L-alanine:2-oxoglutarate transaminase activity
Source: RefSeq, a predicted model, not a curated record
CGCCGGCGCCAUGUCGUACAACAAGACCGCCUCCAUCACCGCGGAGACCAUAAAUCCGAGGGUCAAGACGUUCAACUAUGAGCCCUGCGGCGAGAUUGCUACGCACGCUGAGCGCCUGCAGGAGGAGCUGAAGAAAAAUCCAGGUUCUCGCCCAUUCGAAGAGAUAAUAUACUGCAAUCUUGGGAACCCCCAGGCUCUCGGUCAGCAACCCAUAACUUUCUUUCGCGAGGUUCUUUCUCUGUGUGACAACCAAGCCCUCCUGGAGAGAGACGAGGCUCGUUUGUUAUUCAGCCCAUGCGCCAUUAAAAGAGCGCAGAAGAUUAUCGAGGCAAUGCCUGGCAGAGACUCCGGCCCAUAUACUCCCAGUCAGGGAAUCAAAAAUUUGCGUGAAUCGGUCGCCGAUGGCAUCGCUGGGAGAGAUGGUUAUCCAUCAAGGCCAGAAGACAUUUUUCUGACAGAUGGAGCGAGUGCAGCGAUAAAUUUGACUUUGCAGAUGCUCAUAAGAUCGGAGGAAGAUGGAAUUUUAUGUCCUUUACCUGAAUAUCCACUAUACUCGGCUUCCAUUAUACUCCAUGGUGGAACCAUGGUACCAUAUAACCUUAGUGAGGAUGGUGAUUGGGGGCUUGAGAUUUUCGAAGUGAAGAGGUGUUUGGAGGAGGCUCGCAUAGCCGGUUUGACUGUUCGAGCCAUGGUGGUCAUAAAUCCUGGAAAUCCUACUGGACAGGUACUCUCUAUCACCAACCAGGAGGAGAUAGUGGAAUUUUGUCGGAAAGAAGGUUUAGUUAUACUUGCCGACGAGGUAUACCAAGAUAACAUUUAUGUGGAGAAUAAGAAGUUCAAUUCUUUCAAGAAAGUUGCCAGAUCACUUGGGUACAACACGAAUGACAUCUCUAUAGUGUCAUACCAUUCGGUUUCAAUGGGGUUCUCUGGAGAAUGUGGCAGAAGGGGAGGCUACAUGGAGAUAUGUGGUUUUGGUGAAGAUGUGAUCGGUGCGAUUUGCAAGGUGGCCUCUCUGACUCUUUGCCCCAACAUAGGUGGUCAGAUAUUGACCAGCCUAGUUAUGGAUACACCUAAGAUAGGGGACGAUUGUUUUGAGAGAUUUUUGGCCGAGAAGGAAAGCAUUGACUCAUCUCUGGCCAAGCGUGCCAAGACCUUGGAGGAGGCGUUCUGCAGCUUGGAGGGCGUUACCUGCAACAAGAUAGAGGGCGCAAUCUACCUCUUCCCCAGGAUCCACCUCCCUGCAGCAGCGAUCAAAGCUGCCAAGACCGAGGGCCUCUCCCCUGACAUUUUCUAUGCGUGCCGCCUCCUCGACGACGCCGGGAUCGCCGUCGCCCCUGGCUCCGGGUUCCACCAGAUCUCUGGACGCCACAAGGCCGCCGGGACAUGUCACAUCCGGUGCACGAUCCUCCCCGGCGAGGACAAGAUCAAGGAGAUGAUCUCACGCUUUAAGGCCUUCCAUGAGGCCUUCAUGAACGAGUUCCGCGACCGAAACUGA